Messenger RNA from Pogoniulus pusillus (Red-fronted tinkerbird), 4908 nucleotides. RefSeq names its product coronin 2A (gene CORO2A). The transcript is spliced from 12 exons. Gene Ontology annotation, molecular function: actin filament binding. The record is from RefSeq and is a predicted model, not a curated record. The coding region runs from base 64 to 1638 and encodes 524 amino acids. NCBI's taxonomy places the organism in Eukaryota, Metazoa, Chordata, Aves, Piciformes, Lybiidae.
GGCACGGCACGGCUCCCAUGCACACGCCCUCCGCGCUGCCGGAUCCCCGCGGCCAGCGGCACGAUGUCGUGGUACCCCCAAUACCGCAGCUCCAAGUUCCGCCACGUGUACGGCAAGGCUGCCAGCAAGGAGAAGUGCUAUGACUGCGUCCCCAUCACACACAAUGUCCAUGACAACCACUUCUGUGCUGUGAACCCCUACUUCAUUGCAGUGGUGACUGAGUGUGCAGGCGGAGGAGCCUUCCUCGUCAUUCCCAUCCACCAGACAGGCAAGCUUGACCCACACUAUCCCAGAAUAUGUGGGCACAAAGGGAAUGUUCUGGACAUCAAGUGGAACCCAUUCAAUGACUUUGUAAUAGCUUCCUGUUCAGAAGAUGCCACAGUUAAAAUCUGGGACAUCCCCAAGCACUUGCUGACAAGAAACAUCACCACUCCGAAGAAGGAACUUCUUGGGCACGUUCGAAGAGUGGGCCUCAUUGAAUGGCAUCCUACUGCUAACAACAUCCUCUUCAGCUCUGGCUAUGACUACAAGAUAAUGAUUUGGAACCUUGACUCCAAGGAUGCUGUCAUCUCAAACCCUGUGAAGAUCCUCGAUAUUCACAAAGAUGUGGUGCUUUCCAUGUCAUUCAACACAGAUGGCAGUCUCCUCGCCACAGCCUGCAGGGACAGAAAGAUACGUCUGAUAGACCCUCGUGCAGGAACAGUCCUCCAAGAAGCCAGCUACAAGUCUCACAAAGUCAAUAAAGUCUUGUUCCUUGGAAACAUGAAAAAGCUGUUCUCUACUGGAACAUCUCGGUGGAAUAAUAGGCAAAUAGCAUUAUGGGAUCAAAAUGACCUUUCUGUGCCUUUGCUGGAGGAGGAUCUGGAUGGCUCCUCAGGACUCCUGUUUCCUUUCUACGACUCAGACACACACAUGCUUUAUGUGGUAGGAAAAGGUGAUGGAAAUAUUCGGUACUAUGAGAUAAGCCCUGAGAAACCAUACCUGAACUACCUGAUGGAAUAUCGUUCUCAUCUACCACAGAAGGGAAUUGGAACGAUGCCAAAGAGAGGGCUUGAUGUGUCAUCUUGUGAGAUCUUUCGUUUCUACAAACUGAUCCCAACUAAAAACCUGAUUGAGCCCAUCUCCAUGAUAGUGCCUCGACGGUCGGAGUCGUACCAGGAAGAUAUCUACCCCAUGACCACAGGAGCCCAGCCAGCCCUGACAGCACAAGAAUGGCUGAAGGGAGUUAACAAAGGGCCCGUCUUGGUAUCCUUGAGACCAGGCUCUGGAGAUGUGAAUUCCUUACCACAGUUUUUUGAGCCAGAGCUAGUUGUGGAAAUGCAUGGCCUUAGCCAGAACCAGGGUGAAGGAGAAGAGAUUCCAGCAGACAACACGCAGAAGCCAAGUGAGAUUGCAGAUGGCAGAAGACAGAUUAAACUGGAGGAGAAAUCACUUGAGAAGGAGCAAAUGUGCCUCACCAAUGGCUUUGACGUGUUUGAGCACCCACCACCAAAAACUGAAAGUGAGCUUUUGCAGAUGCUUUAUCGGCAACAGGAUGAAAUUCGUAGACUCCGUGAGCUGAUAAACCAGAGAGACAUCCAAAUCAAACAGCUGCAACUGGAGCUCAGAAAUGUCUACACGGACACAGGCAGAUACUGAGAGUGCUGGCCUUCUUAGUUUUUUUUUUUUUUUUCCUGGGGGGAAACAACUGAUCUUUUGGGCAGCAUGCAAUGGUUGCAUUUCCCUGAUGAUCACCAGAAGACAGUUACUGAUGGACUUGUGGCACUUCUUCAGGCCCCUCUUGCUUGCUUGCUCACUCAUGUCAGAAGCUCAUGCACUGAUGCUAAGGAGAAACUGGAAGAUCUUACGGUCCUGGAGAAGACACCUGUUAAACUCUAGGAGCAACCUGUUUUCCUGCCCUUCAUAUAACAUGGAUGGAGACUGAAGGCAGCUGUCAGCUUCUUUUCCCACCCUAGCACCCUAUGUUGUGGCUCCUGUGGCAGCUGUCCUCUUGGCAGGUGGGGGUUGGUCUCUUCUCCCAGACAACCAGCAACAGAACGAGGAGACACAGUCUCAAGUUGUGCCGGGGGAAGUAUAGGCUGGAUGUUAGGAGGAAGUUCUUCCCAGAGAGAGUGAUUGGCAUUGGAAUGGGCUGCUCAGGGAGGUGGUGGAGUCACCGUCCCUGGAGGUGUUCAAGAGAAGACUGGAUGAGGCAGUUAGUGCCAUGGUCUAGUUGAUUGGAUAGGGCUGGGUGCUAGGUUGGACUGGGUGAUCUUGGAGGUUUCUUCCAACCUGGUUGAUUCUAUGACUAUGACACCACUCUGCAGCUAAGUUUCAGAAGGCCCUCUAGCUCCACAGUAUUCCUCCUGCAAUCCUCUUGCCUCACAUCUUGGCCCUGCAGUCAGGUGGGUAGGCAAAGCUGUGGCUGCCCUGACCUGGGGUGCUGGGGAUAGUCCCUCUCUGAGUAGGAGGCUGCACUGAGGCUGCCAAGGGGCAGCACUUCUGUGGAUAGGUAAAGGAGAGUUGGUGUUUGGAGGUCCCACUUUAAAGGAGGAGUGCUGUGGGCUGGUUCUCACCAGAGAAGCUGCAGGUGCAGCAGUAGUCUCUGGGUCCUUUGAGUCAGUGGCUUCCUUCCUUCCUUAGCUGGGGAUCAUGGUCCUGUGAUGCUUACUAGAAAAGGGGGACAUUUAAAGCUGCACACUCUUAGCAACAGAGGGCUUGCUAAGAGGGAUUAAAAGGUAGAGAGAGGAGUGGGACCCCCAGUUCACUGCAGACCUUUCAGCAAUGGUGCUAGAAAGCAUGAUGUCAAGCAUGGGAGGAUCAUGAAACUGUGACUGGCCCUCCCUGGCUGCUAGGCUGUUGUUGCUCCUGGUGCACACAGCUGCUGCUUCCUUAGCUCCCAGGUGCCACCUCCUUGUCCCAUGCCUGCAGCCACUUAGAGCUGCAAGAUCCCUCUUCCUAGCUGUGUUCCCUGGCUCCCUGCCUCCUCUAGGGCUGCCCUAUCUGCUCAAACCCUGCAGUUGCACACAUCUGUGCUAUUCUGCAUCGCCUCUCUAGAUCCUUGCCUUCCCCAGCCCUUUGCUUAGUAUAAGAGCAACUGCAGGCUACAGGUCCCAGCUUUGGAUUCAGGACUGGCAACUGUGGUCAGUUUCAUGCAGUCUGCUUGCAAAGUGCAGAGCUGGACCAGCAGCAGCACUGAGGGAGCGUGCAGACCUGCCUGUCUUGUUAGUGCCUGGGGUUCUCUUAUUUCUUUCUGUGGUGUGGGAUAAGAGAGGGCAGAGAUUUCCCAGGGCCUGAGCACAACAGCAGCAGGGUGGGGGGAACAUCUUGCCUUGCCCCAAAUGCAGAGCUUGUGGACAUGUUCUAAAUCCAAACAGCAAGCAACUACUGCUCAACCUGUAACUGUGCCCUUCUAUUGUGACACGUGUAUAAAUGCUUACCAUACCCUGACAGUUCCCUGAAGCCUGAUGAUUUUUUAGAGUCUAAAUAAAAUGUGUUCUGAAGUCAGAAAUUGCCACAAGCAGGACUCCUUAGCAAAGGGAACUAAAGGCUGUGCACUGCCUGUGCUCAAGAGAGAUGUCUCUCUGAUUAUCCCUGAAAGCAACAGCCAUCAGGGAGCUCUUGGACACUGAACACUCUUACAUGAGAAGCACACAAAUCUUUGGCAUCCUUUUGGGUCUGCUGCAAAGACUUCAUAUAGCCUUCAAAAAAUACUUUGUUCAUUUCUAUGUAACAACAGCAGAUGUUGAUGCUUGAAGUCACGAAUACUGUUGUUUUCUUCUGCAGCAUUCAGAGAUGGGGUAGUUGCUUAUGUUCUCCAGAAAGAAUCCUUUAGCAUCAGUCACUGACAGUCACUUGUUUAACACUAGGAGUUUUUUGUAAAAUAUAUAUACACACACACAUUUAUAAAUUAAAGUGUUGAAACAAACUUAAUCUCAUUUCAGAUCCUCUGCUCUGUAGUUGCCUGCAAAAGCAGCUCACCCCAGAUAUGGAACUUUAAUCCAAACACAUCAAUCUGACAGCAGAAGUAGCCAGGCUUUCGCACCAAAGAGAAGAGCUGAGUAAGAUAGUGAGAAGCUCACAGUUUUUCAGCCACGUCUACAGGCCUGACAUCUUCAAAGCUAUUUUCACAGAGACUAGACCCAGGGAUGUGACACUGGUUUUCAAGCUAUCAUUAUCAGGAGAGAGAGCACUUAACAUAGCCUCAGCAGUCCAGGGGAUACAGUACUUUCCUUGCCACUAAUUGUGUUUUGUUUGCUGGAUUUUUUCCCCUUCUGCUGCCUCUCCCUCCCCCUCCCCCCCCCCCCCUCCCCCCUUAUUUUCUUACAGAAUAAAUUAUUUAAAUUAUUUCCAAGUUAGAGUAAUUUUCCCCAGAAGAUUAAAAAACCCUCUUGUGAACUGUUUCUUUGGUAUCCUAUGACUGACUAGCAUAGCAAAUUGUCACCCUCCCUCCACCAUCCCCCAUGGUUCUUAGGCUUGUGUUGAUUUUAGCAUUUCUGGAAAAGAAGUUGCUUUCAUUUAGGCUUUGCUGGCACCAUUUGAUAAGGUGGUACUAUUUAAUCAAAACUUCCUUUUUUGUUUUUUGACAGUAUGCCCAUAAAAGUGUAGACCGUGAUAUGUAUUUCAAUUUGGAAAUCUAAAUGCAACCAUAAAAAACGUGGAGGAAAUGGAGUUAUGUGUUAAUUAACUGUGCCCAAAUAGACCUAAGUAAUCACUUGAACAGUUUCUAAAAUUCCUAGGAGCUUUGUAAAAAAAACAAAACACAAAACAAAAUUGUAAAACAUGGGGAUAAAAUCCAAAUUUGUGCAAUGAAAAGCAAAUAUAACUGAAUAAUAAAUAUAUUUAGAGUUUUACAUUUUGAUACAUGAAAGGUUGUUGGCUUCUUAUUGUUGUUGUAUUGUUGAAGCAGCUGAAAAAAGCAAGCUUGAC